This is a messenger RNA of Acipenser ruthenus (sterlet), 2809 nucleotides long. RefSeq names its product carbohydrate deacetylase-like. Gene Ontology annotation, molecular function: deacetylase activity. The transcript is spliced from 5 exons. Bases 374 to 1348 code for a protein of 324 amino acids. The record is from RefSeq and is a predicted model, not a curated record. Lineage: Eukaryota; Metazoa; Chordata; Actinopteri; Acipenseriformes; Acipenseridae. Gene Ontology annotation, biological process: carbohydrate metabolic process.
ACUUUAGUAGAAAUGAUUUAGCUUUUUAAAAAUGGAAAGAAUGCCAAGCUGUCCGGUAGUAUUGCAGUAGCCCAUUGUACUGUAUUACAGCCGCGCAUACUUGAAAUACGUGUAUUCCAUUUGCUGCAGGGAAGUUAGCCUGAUUGGGUAGCCUAAUCAAUGACGCAGCUUUGUGAUAAAGACGCUUUUUUUCCCAUGGAAAUUCUUGUUGUGAGAAUAUGUUACAAGUCGUAUCUGAAGCGUUGAGUUUCCCGUCAGCACUGAUGAAACGAAGAGAAGCCACUCCUCUUUUUUUUUUUUUUUUCAUUGUAUGCACUUUGUUAUCAGAGCCCGUAUUGGCUGUUCCCUCUCUGGUUAGCUCCGGUGUUGGAGAAUGCCCCAGCCGCGAGUAAAGUUAGUGGUGACGGGAGAUGACUUCGGGUACUGUGCGCGGAGGAAUCGAGGCAUAGUGGAAUGCUUUCAGAAGGGGGCGAUCUCCAAUGUGUCUCUACUGGUUAACGGCAUGGCCGCGGAGGAGGCCGCUGAAAUAUCUAAAAGACACAGCAUUCCUAUAGGCCUCCAUGCAAACCUGUCAGAGGGCCUUCCAGUCUGUGACACGCUCCCAAAGGGUUCUUCCCUUGUGAACGACGAUGGAUAUUUUCACGGGAAGAUGGGAUUCAGGAAGGCAUUAAGGAACGGGCAGUUGAAGAUGAUAGAAGUGGAGCAGGAAUUGAAGGCACAGGUCCAGCUGUUCUGUGAACUGACCGGUCAGCUACCUCAUCACAUGGACGGUCAUCAGCAUGUCCACGUACUGCCAGGAGUGCGGGAUGUGUUUGCGAGGGUGCUGUCGGAUCAUCAGAUCCGAUUCACACGAGUCCCUGUUGAGCCCGGGCUUCACCACUGCACCUGGCUCAGCCCCCAGCUUCGGGGGUUUUACCUGCAGGUGGAGCAGGACUCCCUCGACUCCAUCCCAGUGUUUCUAAAGCACGGCAUCAGGUGGCCCCACGCCUAUAUUGGUCUCACCACAGUGGGUAUGAGCAUGUCUGUGGCCAGUCUAAAAACAGCCCUGCAGAAUGCUGUAGGGACACCGUCACCCUCCUCCAGCAGUGAGAAUGCAGAGCCGCGCUCUCGCUGUGAUCUCACAGCGGUGCCUGGCAGCUCCCAGAAGGGUGACGGCACGUUGACAGUGGAGCUCAUGGUGCACCCGGGCUAUCCCAGCCUGCCCCAGGAAGGGGGGUGCGGCGAGGGUCCCGACGACUUCUCCCAGUCCCUGGACCGACUGCACGAGCUGCGCACGCUAACCGACCCCGAGCUGCGGCGCUUAUACAAGGAAAAAAACAUCCAGCUGUGUGCGUUUAGAGACCUGUAGGUGGUGCACGCUUACGUGCAAGCCGUAGAGAUGUGCAGGGUGCUAAGGAUGGCACUGCUGUGGAAGGGGCGGGAGUCCCAACCAAACUGAAGGAAGUGUUGUGUGCUCCAGUGAAAGACUGCAUCGGGGUAUUCUGAAUGUCCUUCAGACGGCUGGAGGCCAUGCUAAGCAGUAAUACUAACUGGCAGCUGCUUAGUAAAGGACCUGUGAUGGUAAUCACAACGUGCUGAAGGACUGCAAACCGAAGAUUGAAAAUCCUUUUUUUGUGGUUGGAUUGAAAUAAUCUUCUUAUUACAAAUUACAAAGCACAGAAUAGAAGCAAAGGCCAUGCUGUAGGUGAAAAGUAGCUGCUGCUGCCUCCUGGUGCCUCGAGCGGCUGGUUUCACACGGACCCCGAUUAGCACGGAUGUGAAACCAGCCCCGUGUGUCGCAGUUCAAACUCACUGCAGCGGCCGAGCUGCACACUGACAAUGCGACCUGCAGCACGAUGCAGCAGCUUCGUUUUCUAUUGUGUUGCAUGUGAAAUCAUUGCAUGUACUCCACUUGUGUUGAAAAGCAGAAGACCUCAGUUAAAGGGGGGCAGUGAUAUUGUCAGCACUCCUGUUGUUGCCAGUAGAAGUCCAUUGUGUCUUAGAAGGCAUGCAGCCUUGGUUUCUUCAGUUGUAUUUACCAUCAUAAUCCUUGUACACAUUAUUAAUGUGGAAGAUUUUAUACCUCAAGAAUCAUGAAACACAAUCCGUUUUGAUGUCGGCUGUGCUAUUUCAUUAUUCACCCUUUUUUUCACCAGAUGCAGAUACACUUUUUAAUAAACGUUUGAAGAAAAUAACACUGCAAUACUAUUUGAAAUACUGUUUGAUAUUACCUGGUCUAUUUCAACAACUGCAUUUCUGUAUAGAGAGAGAUGGAAGGAAUGCUGUAGAUAAUAAUGAUGUAUUAUUGUGUUAUUUAUAUAAUUAUGAUAUAUUCACCGUGGACAGGAAGACUGAUGACAUUAGCUUUUUUGUUACGAUUUCUAUAUGUUCUCAGAAUCAGAAUGUAAUUUUAGUAAUAAAUGGAUUCUAUAAAAACAUGUUUGCAUUGCUUUUCUCAUUAGGUAAAUGUGUUUUGUGUUUUAAUUCCCGAUGGAAGGGCUCGACGAAUCAAUAAGAUCUACAAUAAAGGGAAGUUCUAAAUGUGUGUUUUAGUGUCUGUGGAAAUCAUUCCACACAAAAUAAGAGUUGUGCUCCACAUACUGACUGAAUAUUCAAUUACUGGACAUCGAUACUACCUAGUACCAGCCUUCCACCUGCAUAGGACUUUUUCACCAUGGUAUUAAUAAUUGAACAUAAUAAAGACUAUUUAGCAGGACAGUUACAGAUGGUAAAGCAACUAAACUAUUAGCUUCACAUUAAAAAGGUUGUGUGGUCCAGUGGUUCAAUAAAAGGGCUUGUAACCAGGAGGUCCCCAGUUCAAAUCCAGCUC